Triticum dicoccoides is the source of this 893-nucleotide messenger RNA. RefSeq names its product ras-related protein RABA3-like. NCBI's taxonomy places the organism in Eukaryota, Viridiplantae, Streptophyta, Magnoliopsida, Poales, Poaceae. The transcript has a single exon. The record is from RefSeq and is a predicted model, not a curated record. Gene Ontology annotation, molecular function: GTPase activity; GTP binding. Bases 106 to 780 code for a protein of 224 amino acids.
UGAGCUAGCCAGUGUCCGUCUGAUACAGGCCGCCAUAUACAGGUGCAGCUUCACGCCAGCAGCCGCCGGCGUCUGCCUUCAGAGUUCAGACCGAUCGCCGGGGCCAUGGAGGAGGACUACGUGUUCAAGGUGGUGGUGAUCGGCGACUCGGGGGUGGGGAAGACGCAGCUGCUGGGGCGCUUCACGCGGGGCGAGUUCUGCCUCGACUCCAAGUCCACCAUCGGCAUCGAGUUCCAGACGCGCACCGUCGACAUCGCCGGCCGCCGCGUCAAGGCCCAGAUAUGGGACACCGCCGGCCAGGAGCGCUACCGGGCCGUCACCAGCGCCUACUACCGGGGCGCGCUGGGCGCCAUGCUCGUCUACGACGUCACGCGCCGGGACAGCUUCGCCCACGUCGCCCGCUGGGUCGCCGAGCUCCGCGCCCACGCCGACAAGUCCAUCGUCGUCGCGCUCGUCGGCAACAAGGCCGACCUCGCCGCCGCUGCGCCGGGGCGCCGCGAGGUGGGGGCCGACGAGGCCGAGGCCUUCGCGGAGGAGCAGGGGCUCUUCUUCUACGAGGCGUCCGCGCUCAGCGGCGACAACGUCGAGGCCGCCUUCCUCGGCCUGCUCGAGGAGAUCCACGCCACUGUGUCCAGGAAGCCGCUGGAGGCGGCCAGAGGCAACGGUGACGGCGACGACGACGUCCUGGUGCUCAAGGGCAUUUCUCUGUCUCAAGAGCUGUCCAUGAUGGAGACCAGCGCCAUGAAAACACCAAGCAGGUGCUCUUCAUGCUCGACGUGAUACGAUACGAUGCCAGAUGAUGUAUUCAGCGAUUAAUUAAUUCAUGGCUGGAAGACACCAAGCGUCUCAAAUCGUUCAUGAAACCAGCGCCAUGAAGACGCCAAGCAGGUAGC